AUGCCGGCACCAUAUUCACAAGCGGUUUUCUUGGGUCCCGCGCCAGACGCCUACCCUCAAUGGGAAAAAUACGUCAAAGAGGGCUUCCUGGCGAGUCUAUCAAGUGAUGCGCCUGGCUCUCGAGCGGCGGCGUACAAUAUAAUCCCGAACCCCAUGGGACGCCUACCCCCCGAUGAUAGCACCUCGCUCAUCCUCCUAGAAAGUGAAAAUCUGCGAUGCCUACAAAGGGACGACCUGCAUGCGUUGACACAGCUUAGCGCGUCACCGGUCGAUAGCAGAUCAUAUGAACGUAUUGAAUCAUUCGAUCCACUUGGGUUGGGUCCGGCUGAAGCCGACCCGGCCGAUAUUGACGAAUAUAUCGAGUUCUAUCGGGAAGAUCAUGCCCCGAUGAUGGCGAAGCAUCCGGGAUACCUACGCACCACGUUGUACCGCCUAAAGGGUGUACAGGAGGGACAGGUUGAUGACCCAGCUCCUCUCAUGAUAAUUCAUGAGUUUCGACAUCUUGAGGGACUCGGUGGCCAGAUUACCAAAGACAGCAUUGAAACCGAGUUCGCUAAACGGGUGUUUUCUAAGGUUAGAUCGAUGAAGGCCAGGACGAUGAAGCUCGUCUAUGCUCAUGAUCGUUGA
This is a messenger RNA of Aspergillus puulaauensis, 627 nucleotides long. RefSeq lists its product as uncharacterized. The transcript is spliced from 3 exons. The record is from RefSeq and is a predicted model, not a curated record. NCBI's taxonomy places the organism in Eukaryota, Fungi, Ascomycota, Eurotiomycetes, Eurotiales, Aspergillaceae. Bases 1 to 627 code for a protein of 208 amino acids.